CUUUGAGUUCUACUCGGUAUGUGGAAGAAUCUUUGAAUGCUCCUUUUGAAAGACCUUAUCAUUUCUGGUAGGGUCUAUGGUCCUUGCAGGCUAUUCCCUUGGAAGUCCUUGAAGGUCAUUCGCAGGCCUUGAAUUGAGAACAUGGAUGUCCACAAGGACCAACCUCGCACAAAUGGUCGGCCUUUGGUUCAACAUCCCCUGGGCAGCACCAGGAACUUGUGUGGAACCACAAGUCCUCUGUCAGCACUGGGUCCUUGAAUGGCCUUGAAGAAGGCCCCGUGUUGCAGGUGCUGCCUGUAACCGUGCAAGAAAAGGAAGGCAGAGAGCGAGGAGCCCGGGGAGGAGAGAUCCCGUCCUCGCAGGGCAAGCAGCUGGUGAGAGUUGGUGGAUGACUGUUUGAGAACCCGCCGCAGGCUCAUCAUGGCUCAGGUGCUGCAUAUGGACCCCGGCUUCCCAGGGAAACUCAACCCACCUGCUCCCGCUUCCCUGCACGGCAAAGAACAGGAGGCGCCCUACUCAGUGGAGACCCCCUAUGGCUACCGGCUGGACCUAGACUUCCUCAAAUAUGUUAACGACAUAGAGAAGGGAAAUACUAUAAAGCGGGUGCCUAUCCAGCGUCGGCCACGCUAUGGCUCCCUGCCCCGUGGCUAUGGCUAUGCCGGCUCCUGGUGGACGUCCACGGAGUCCCUGUGUUCCAACACCAGCAUGGACAGCCGGCACUCCUCCUUCUCCUACUGUGCUCCGGGCUUCCACACGUCUCAGAGGCCCAGCUUCAGCACGGCCCGGGUGGAGAAGACCCUGUUGGAUGCACGCAGGAAGCUGGAAGAGGAGAAAGAGGGGCGUCGAUUCUCCAACCUGGGCAGCAUGCACAGCAGCGUGGCAGGCUCCAACACCUCCAUCAGCAGUGCACACAGCUACAACCGGGCCCAUGGUGGAGGUGGAUCCUUUACCCCAAUGAGUUCUGGCCUCUCCACCCCGGUGACCCCAACCCCAGCCCACUUGCAGCAUGUCAGGGAGCAGAUGGCGUCAGCCCUGAGGAAGAUUAGGGAGCUUGAGGAGCAGGUGAAGACCAUACCUGUGCUCCAGGUGAAAAUCUCUGUGCUGCAGGAGGAGAAACGGCAGCUCAGCGUCCAGCUGAAGAGCCAAAAGUUCCUGGGCCACACUCUUGGUUUCAACCGCGGCCGCUCCCGAGGGGAGCUUUAUAUCGACAUCCCCGAAGAAGAACUGAGCAGUGGAGCUAAAGGCAGCAACAAGCCAGCAGGGCCACUGUCCCCCACCACGCCCGAGGGCUCCAAACAAGACUCGGGGUGUGAGAUUGAGGACACGGUAAUUGUGGGUGGAACCCGACCGGAUGCGAAGCGGGAGGUGCGCACCAUCGGAGUGGGACCGGAGAACUCGAGGGGCAGUCGUCAGGUGGGAGUCGGGGUUCGGGAGGAGGACCUGGGGCUGCUGCCGGAGACGGAGGCGCUCAAGAAUCAAGUGGGUCAACUUGAGGGCAAGCUAAAGUGGACAACGCAGGAGCUGGAGGCUGCGCAGCAGCAGCAGCAGCAGCAGGCAGCAGCAGUCCAGAAAACUCCUCAGGCAGAGCAUCCGGUCAUGGCCACCAGCGUGGGCUGGCAGGGGCCGCAAGGCUGCAGCCUGCACACUCUGGUCAGCUUCACGCAGCAGCCCCAACAGAGGGAACAGAGAACUGUGGGAAUCCAGGUGUACACACUGGAGCAGCCGACUGUUGUGGAGGUGGGGACUCUGCUCCGGGCAGAGACCUGCAGCUCCCCCGCCCUUCAACCCGCCGGUGGAGUUUCGGAGGGCUACCACACAGGACAAGCUGAAGGUCUGGAUUCAGACGUUCCGGUUGAGUUGCCGAUCGCCGUCAGCUCCAAGCAGGUGCGCGAUGUCCUGAAGAGCGAGUUGUCCACCUCGGUACCUGUGGCUAAUCCGGCCAUCGCGGUUGGCACGUCCAUUAAUCAGAUCGGCUUGAUGCAUUCUCAAGGAGGAGAGACGCACCUGCACACAAACACAGUGGCCGUCCAGUCACAAGAAGGCCCCAAGACGGCCUCGUCCCCUCAGUCCCUGAGGUCCAUUAUGAAGCGGAAGGCAGAAGGGGAACCAGGUUCUCCCUCCACGAAGAAAAACCUACAAUUCAUUGGCGUCAAUGGAGGUUACGAAUCCACGUCGUCGGACGACAGCAGCAGCGAGAGCUCCGACGAGGCGAGUGACUCUAGUGAAUAUCACGAAGCCAGAGAAAAACUACCCGAAUCUUCGGCCCUGCACCAGCAAGCGGCCCUCGCCAGGGUCUCACUGCCCCAAGAAAGCAACAGCGUACCUCAGCAGGCCGCCGCCAAUCUGCCAGCCGUCGUGACAGGAACGCAGCACACUCCCAGCCAGUCUGCGACCGUGGACGCGAGUCUGCCGGACAAAGUCCCCCAGUCACCAGCAACGGAUUCUGUUGUGCAAAAAUGUGCCUCGCAUGAGCCGCCAGCAAACUCCUCUGCCCCUGGAGAGGAAAAGCACACAGUCACACUGGAGAUCACCUCCGCACCAUCAAGCGCCGGAUCCUCGUCUGAGCAAAGCUCCACAAAGUCGCUGGUGUCCUGCUCGCCGUCGCCGUGUGUCACUAACACCGCUGAGCAGCAACACGUCGUCCAGGCGGAAACAACCGCCCUCUCCGGCCAGUCGCAGUCGAAGCCAGCGGCUGAGAGCAGCACGAGCGACACUGCCACCGCGUCAGGCAAACAAGUCAGACUGGAGCUGAGCGACGCCCUGAUGUCGGCGCUGAGCGCCCUGCAGAAAGCCCUCGGGGAGCCCAACGCCUUCAGUCAACAGGGAGCAAGGGCGGCCUACACCACCGUGCUGCAGGAGUGGCUGCGCGUGUCCUGUCACAAAGCUGCGGACACGGCCGCGGUCAAGGCCCACAUGGACGCCUUCACCUCGACCUCCCCUCAGCUGCUGCAGUUCGUGAUCAACAUGGCGGACGGCAACGGCAACACGGCGCUCCACUACACCGUCUCCCACUCCAACUUCCCCGUGGUGAAGCUGUUGCUGGAAACCGGCCUGUGUAAUGCUGACAAGCAGAACAAGGCGGGCUACACCGCCAUCAUGCUGACGGCUCUGGCCGCCUUCCACUCUGACAGUGACCUCCAAACCGUCCUGCAGCUGCUGCGCACGGGGGACGUCAACGCCAAGGCCAGCCAGGCCGGACAGACCGCACUGAUGCUAGCGGUCAGCCACGGCCGAGGGGACAUGGUGCGGGCACUGCUGUCCUGCGGGGCACAGGUCAACAUCCGCGACGACGACGGCUCCACGGCGCUCAUGUGUGCGUGCGAACACGGCCAUGUGGACAUUGUGCGUCAGCUGCUGUCUGUGCCGGGCUGUGAUGCCACUCUCACCGAUAACGACGGCAGCACCGCGCUGUCCAUUGCCCUGGAGGCCAGCCAGAAUGACAUCGCUGUGCUUCUGUACGCUCACCUCAACUUUGCAAAGCCUCCUUCCCCUGUUUCACCUAAGUCUCCUCUCUUGGGUUCCUCGCCGCCUUCCGGUGAAACAAAAUAAGCCACGCCCCCUUCUGUGGCUGACAGUCGUUCCACAGCCAACCACUGCAACUGCUCAUAUUACAGUGUGAUCUUUCUCUCCCAUUGUGUAAUUAAGAAAGACAUUGUGUGCGUGCGCGUGUUUCCACCCUCCAUAAUUUAAGUUCAAGAUAACGUGCAGAUCAUUUCGUGACAGCUUGCACCAUUAUUAUCUGUUGGGGGUUUUUUUGUACACCGUGAUCUUUUUUGUUUGGAUGAAACACAGUGCUGGAUGAAAACAUGGUUUUCUUGUGUGGUACAAUCUGAAAAGUAAACGUGUAAAGUUCAUAUGUAAACAUCAGCGCAGUCCGGCAACAAUCCAGUUGUCAACACUGCUUUUAGUGGCACUUACCAGUCGAAACUGUUCACCAAAAUCACACUAUACAGUUCAUUAUACACUCGUUUUUUAAUUCAUACAAAUCUCACAUCCGUUGCUUUAAAAGAGCAAUAUUUUGUCAUUGUAAUAUCGACAAUGGUUGUUUCACAGUAGCAUCGUUAUGUGUGUGUGUGUGUGUGUGUGUGUGUGUGUGUGUGACCUUCACUGUCAUUUGGAAUAGCAAGCCACCCCUCUCAUAGAUAAGUGUCCUUGCAUCAACUAGCUCAUUGGUGCUUCAAAAAUAUCAUACGGGAAAACACCAAUUCAACAAUAUAUCAAUAUUUAUACACAAGAUUUAUUCACGCAAGAGUAUUUUUGAUAUAGAUUUUGUUUUUAGUCCGACUCAAUUCGGGACCUCCGACGAUCAAGAUUUUUUAUUUCCCAAGCAAUAGUUUACUUAUGACACAUUUUUUAUGACAAAAUUUAUUUUCUGUGUCCACCACAUUUUUCCAAAGAUGUUUCUCUCCUACCAGCUCUGUGACACUGUAUGUUGUGGUAAUAACGUUAACGCAGGCCGAGAACGAUGUAGAAGAAGAAGAGACAUAGUCAAGUGUUAAUCUCUGAAGGCUAGGGUACUAUGGUCUUUGUAGUUUUUUAAUGAGUGAAGGUUUAUAGGAUGGUUGUAAAGAAAGGUUUGGGGUGUAUCUGUGUUAAUAAUAUUCUGUUCUUAAAAGAUUUAGCGAGACUUUGUCGAGAAGCGACUGAAAGGCGCCGGGGAAGCCACCUCUGGCGUGGUGAAAUUUGUCAGGGAAACAGAAAGUGACUGAUUGGGGUCUUAAUAAGGAUGUUCUGUGUAAGAUAUGAAUUUCAAAAAUAAUAUAUGUCAAUAUUAACUGCCUAAAAAUCAAAUUCUUUGAACUAAAGUGCGUAGGCUAUUGAUGUCAAAAAUUUCUAUUACUUUUUAAAGUUUUUUUUCUCUCCACAAUUUUCAUAUUCACUUUGAAGGAAAUCAAUUUUUUUAUAUAAACUUUCAAGUUUUUUUAAUUUAAGUAUAUAUCUUUUUUUAUACAUAUAGAAUUUCUAAGCGCACGCCUACUCAAUGUAAUCACACAGCUCUUCAGUUUAUGUUUUUAUGAAGGUUUAUCAAAAAAUUUGCAUUUGUGUUUCUUCUCUUCUAAUUGGUGCGUGUUCUUUUGGAAAAAAUAAUAAAUGUGGACCACACUG
Scophthalmus maximus (turbot) is the source of this 5106-nucleotide messenger RNA. It is a transcript of the gene kank2, whose product is annotated as KN motif and ankyrin repeat domains 2. The record is from RefSeq and is a predicted model, not a curated record. Gene Ontology annotation, cellular component: cytoplasm. Gene Ontology annotation, molecular function: protein binding. NCBI's taxonomy places the organism in Eukaryota, Metazoa, Chordata, Actinopteri, Pleuronectiformes, Scophthalmidae. The transcript is spliced from 13 exons. The coding region runs from base 421 to 3549 and encodes 1042 amino acids. Gene Ontology annotation, biological process: negative regulation of cell population proliferation; negative regulation of actin filament polymerization; negative regulation of intracellular estrogen receptor signaling pathway.